This is a messenger RNA of Leguminivora glycinivorella, 510 nucleotides long. RefSeq names its product dynein light chain Tctex-type 1-like. Bases 135 to 488 code for a protein of 117 amino acids. Lineage: Eukaryota; Metazoa; Arthropoda; Insecta; Lepidoptera; Tortricidae. The transcript is spliced from 3 exons. Gene Ontology annotation, cellular component: cytoplasm; cytoplasmic dynein complex. Gene Ontology annotation, biological process: microtubule-based movement. The record is from RefSeq and is a predicted model, not a curated record. Gene Ontology annotation, molecular function: dynein intermediate chain binding.
CUGCACACAUUUUUAAAAAAUCUACACCCGAAGUUUUGUUGCAAAUGUCAAACUCAAAUAUAAUAAAAACUGUUAUUUUGAGUUGAAUUCCUUUCGAGACAUUGGGUAAAACAGAUUAUUAAGUAAUAAAUAAAAUGGCUGCACAACAAGACGAUGACGAAGAGGAUCGGGUCUUCAACGUGGAAGAAGUACAGAAAAUAAUUAGAGACACGAUAGAGCUUAUUCUUGGCGGAAACAUGUACAGUCAUUCAAGAACACCUCAAUGGAUUGGUUUAAUUACCGACAAAACAAUGGCAAGGAUUGCAAAGCUUAAUAAGCCCUUCAAGUAUAUUUUUCGGAUUACAAUAACCCAGAAGAAUGGUAGUGGUUUGCAUACGGCUGCCGCAUAUUUUUGGGAUACGGUCACGGAUGGGACAUGUACAGUACGUUGGGAGAACAAGUAUAUGUAUUGUAUUGUUAAUGUUUGGGCUUUAGCAUUGCAGAUUUAAAAUAAAUUAUUUUGCAUCGCUC